This is a messenger RNA of Heterostelium album PN500, 855 nucleotides long. RefSeq names its product DCN1-like protein. Gene Ontology annotation, biological process: protein neddylation; positive regulation of ubiquitin-protein transferase activity. Bases 1 to 855 code for a protein of 284 amino acids. The transcript has 7 exons. The record is from RefSeq and is a predicted model, not a curated record. Gene Ontology annotation, cellular component: ubiquitin ligase complex. Lineage: Eukaryota; Evosea; Eumycetozoa; Acytosteliales; Acytosteliaceae. Gene Ontology annotation, molecular function: ubiquitin-like protein binding; cullin family protein binding; ubiquitin conjugating enzyme binding.
AUGGGAAACAGUCCAUCAAAGAAAGAGAAAACACCAACUACCCCAAUUAAAAAGAAGCCUGAUGUAGUAGGAACAAACAACACCACUCAAACCGGUGCUUCAAGCACCAAUACAAAUAUAGCGUCGAGCAACACUCAUCAGUCGAGUAACAACUCAUCGUCGGGUGCAUCGAACAACGCCAAUAAUGUCUCAAACAGCAAGCCAAGCAACCAAACACAGAAUGUGACUUCCUCUCACCAAUCGACCAAGUCUACCGGUAACGACAAGGAAGAUAAAAACAAGAGAUUGGAUGAGUUUUUCGAAAAGUAUAAAGAACCAGAUACAAAUCAAAUCGGACCAGAUGGAAUGGUUCAACUUUGUAAGGAUAUAAAUGUAGAACCAGAGGAUAUUAUUGUUCUUGUUUUAGCAUGGCGUUUGAAGGCACAAAGCAUGGGAUACUUUACAAGACAGGAGUUUGUUACAGGUCUAUCGGAAUUAGGAAUUGAUUCACUUGCAAAGUUACAAUCGUAUCUACCAAAUUUCAAAAAAGACUUGGAUGAUCCAAACAAUUAUAAAGAUAUAUAUAGAUUUGCAUUCGUAUUUGCAAAGGAAAGUGAAAAUAAGAUUCUUGAACUUGGCAACGCCUGUGACAUGAUGUCACUCGUAUUGUCUGUAAAAUAUCCACACAUCGAUCAACUCGUCGAUUACCUAACAAACCAUCAAAAGAGUUAUAGAGGAAUUAAUAUGGAUCAAUGGUUAUCUAUUUUUGAAUUUGUUAAAUCAAUAAAUGCAGAUGCAUCAAACUAUGACGAGAAUGGAGCCUGGCCAGUACUUUUGGAUGAAUAUGUCGAUUGGCUAAAGACUAAAUCAUCAUAG